This is a messenger RNA of Phytophthora nicotianae INRA-310, 1635 nucleotides long. RefSeq lists its product as hypothetical. Bases 1 to 1635 code for a protein of 544 amino acids. The transcript has a single exon. NCBI's taxonomy places the organism in Eukaryota, Oomycota, Peronosporomycetes, Peronosporales, Peronosporaceae. The record is from RefSeq and is a predicted model, not a curated record.
AUGAAGAAGUCACAAGUGCGCAGUACUAGCCAAGUAUCGGGCGACUCGAUGGUCUCGUCUGGUGCGGUUCUGUCAGCACAACACAUGCUGCUGACAGCCUGGUUUGUCGUUGGAAUGAUUCCGCUAAUUCUUCAGGCACGAAGUUUCCUGAAAUUCGCGACGCCACACAAGAUGACGGAGACUCUCGUAGUGCCGUCGGAUGCAGUUCAAGAGAUGAAUGAUGUGACAGAGUUAUGUCCUGCAUUCGGUCUGCAAAUGGCUCAGGUUUGGUGGAAUGUUGAGACGACACACUACUACAACUUGAAUCAUGGACGGCUUUGCCACUUUGUUGCACCUCAAUACAACUGUCACGGACGAUAUGUUGUAGGCUCUGAGAGAGUAAAACCGUACCAUGCAGCGCCUUCCAGCUGCGCUAAUGACAGCUUCUCGCUAGAAAUGUUCUUUUACCACGGCAGUAUUGGCUUUUACUCGUUCUACGAAGAGGUUGUCGGGACGUACUGCACAAUAGACCAUACCAUGUACGGGGUCAUUGACGGCCUCGGUACUUUCGACAUCAACGGGUCUCUAUUAGCAGAAGAUAGAGGUAGCUACGAUUAUCGUCAUUCAUACUGGUACGGCACAGUUGGAAUGGUGUGGAUUAUUUACCGAGUACUCGUAAUUCGACGGAGUUAUAUCGCGUGUAAGCGAUACGGACGAAGAUGCGAUCAAAUGCACGAAAGUUUACGACGAAGGACAGCCAUGGUUUUCGUGCACGAGAAUAUGCGCCUUUCAGCCCACGGAGCGACGAAUUACCACCGGUUAAUGCUCCUGUAUCUUCUAAUUGAAGGCAUCAUGAGCGACUUAUUCCUUCUCGUGGCAACCGACGGAAUUUUUGCCUGGUUUCAGUAUAUCUCGUUCGGCUACAAUUUGUCGGGUAUGCUGUUGAUUCUGUUCGAGAUGAUUGAGAACAUGAAGUGGCUGCGUGAGAGAUCCAGACUUUUCAUUAAGCGCUUGUUAUUUAGCUACGAGUCGUCAUUACUUGGUGAACUUUUGAGUGCAUUCGGUCAGGCAAGUGUUCUAACGGCAUUAAAUCACUCGGAUUUAAAGCGAUCAGGACCAACUGCACGGGCAGUCUCGUAUUAUGCGUGGGGGUUAGUGGGCCAUAGCGUUAUUGUACUCUCGCUUAUUGGCUGCAUAAUGUCAGUACGCGUAGUGCGUGCGGUAACUUGUGUGCGGCGGAAACACGGUCAGAUAUGGUCUAUUUUAACAGCUCCGUGCUGUGUAGAUUCUACUCUGGGAAUACGCAACAAGAUGACAAUGUUGACAGGUUAUUGCUGGAUAGAAGGGAGCCUGUGCUACAAACCCGAUGCGUUGAAAGCGUUCGGACUUUUGAAAGUAGAGGAGGACGAUGGUGCAGAGUUCAUGGCUUUACGAAAACUACACUGGUUCAAAGUACCUACAGAUGACCUUGUGGUGAUCGGAUCCGUGACAAAGCAGUAUGUACAGACGUGCAGUGAACGACCGUGUACAGGGGUAGUGAGCUUUUUCGAUCGGAGUUUAGGAGGUCCGCUUGAAGGAGGGAGUCGUCGUGUUCGGUCAGUCCGCGCGAAGAACAAAAUCCUAGUGUUUCCUUCUCAAGAUGUUGUUAAAGAAUAA